Racocetra fulgida is the source of this 1419-nucleotide messenger RNA. Lineage: Eukaryota; Fungi; Glomeromycota; Glomeromycetes; Diversisporales; Gigasporaceae. The record is from the annotation of a GenBank genome assembly.
AUGGACGCUGAAGCGAGGAGAAAACAUUGUGGUCUUUUGAUGUUUGAUGCUCCAACUGUGUCCACAAGAUCUCAAACAUCAAGGAGCAAUGACAUUAUCAUUAACACUAUGUCAACGCGGGGAGUUGACUCUUCCGCGUUAAAUAAUAAUCUCACCUACGAAUCCUCCCGUAACGCUAGUUCAAUGAUCAACGAUUUUGACUUUCAAGACUGUACUUCUGACUUUUCUACUACCACGCGCGCUCUGGCCGCUGGAGCUGCUGCUGGUGAUGAAUUUAUGCAUCAAGGUUCUGGCGAUUCGCCAAAUGGUGAUGAGUCUGUUCAAAGAACUGGUCAUCCUCAAAAAAGAACCCCAAGGCCUCCCAAUGCAUUUAUUUUGUAUCGUAGGGAAAAACAACCUGCAAUUAUUGCCGCUAAUAGACAUCUCUCAAAUGCUGAAGUUUCUAGAAGAAUUUCAGAUAUGUGGAAAAACGAACCUGAAGAAAUUCGUCGAGAAUGGGAAAGAUAUGCGGAUCGAAAAAAACUUGAGCAUAUGCAAGCAUAUCCUAACUAUGUCUACCGUCCUAACAAGAAUAAAUCCAAAGUUGAUAAACGUAGACAACAACGUAAACAAACGUCUCCAAGGGAUUCCGCUGACAAUAGGAAUUACCCGGUCUCAACUGGGACUACCGGUCCUCACAGAAGAAAAUCCACAAGAAGUGGAAAUAGAAGCCCUGCAAAGUCAGAUUUUAAUGAAGGCUUACAACAAUCACCGAUUAAUGUGCCAUCACAAGAAACAAGAAAUGAACCCAUCCGAAAUGACACAGUACCCUCAAAUUCUUCAUAUACAGUUCUUCCAAGUCCGGAGAUUCCCACAUUAGUGGAUCCCCCCACAGAAUAUGGAACUCAACAACAAAUUAAUUCAGUUACAUCUCAUUUACCACUCACACCAAUUUCUCCACCUCAAAUGCAAUGCGAACAAGAAUUUAAAGUUCGUCACCAACAAUAUGACCCAAAUCUUUUACGAUACGUUCCGGGGGGUAUUCAAGUUUAUCAUAAUCAAGGAAACACACCACAACUCCCCUUCACGUCCAUGGACGGAUUUAUCCCUUCAUAUAAUCACGGCGCAAACGGAUAUCCUUUAGAUUAUUAUUUUGCUUCAGAUGUUCCAGAUGUAGCACAACAACAACAGCAGAUGAACGCGGAAACCAUGCUUCAUUACGAACAUCAUCAAAUUACACCUACACCUACCGUUUCAUCCUCCAACAAUCCAUCCCCUAACGAAAGAACCUCCCUAUAUCCGCAACAACCUGCUCAAUAUUAUCAUAAUGGAACGAAUACAGCUGGUAAUGUCAUCAGCAAUCCGACGUUUGUUAAUUUUCUCGCAGGAUACGAGCAAAACUUUUUGGGUGCGCGCGAGUUUUUGCGAGUCAACAAUUAA